AUUUUGACUGCCACGACACACUCGACAUUCAAUCAACAGAAAACGAUGACGAAGCCCCACGCACGGUACAUGAUGGGCGACAGUAGCGCCGUGCUUACGCGCCAGCAGAGCCACGUCUCGGCGCGCAGCAUCCACGUCCUCCAUACCGGCGCCAAGACGCCGACGACGUCUCCAUUUUUUGUGCCAGCCACGCUGGUCAUUGUCGCCAUCCUGCGGGGCGAGACCAUUGACCUCUCGCACGCAACAUUCGUGUAUCCGACGACAACCAUCAAGGUCUAUGCAAUCCUCGGCGGCGUGCGCAUCGUCUUGCCCCGGGGUGUACGCUUCGAGUCGAGUGGCGUCGGCGUCGCGGGCUCCUUCAAGAGCGUGGCCCAAGGCGACUCGCUUUCGACAGAAGCGCCGCUCGUGCAGAUACGAGGUGUCUCAAUCCUCGGCAAAACCGCACAUAGCGUCAACCACAACGCGCCGCCCGUCGCGAUGAUGUACUCGUUCGAGAAGGCGACACAUGCCACGCAUCACCCCUCGCUGCGUGCAGCGGCCCGCGCAUGAGCAAAGGGCCUUAAUUUAUACUCUAGUUUGAUAAUAAUAUGUACACUUGAAAUGCACCUCGACUCACC
Molecule: messenger RNA, 617 nt
Organism: Saprolegnia parasitica CBS 223.65
Lineage: Eukaryota; Oomycota; Saprolegniomycetes; Saprolegniales; Saprolegniaceae
Exons: 1
Coding region: 46-549 (167 amino acids)
Source: RefSeq, a predicted model, not a curated record